Coffea eugenioides is the source of this 798-nucleotide messenger RNA. Its product is annotated as Fanconi anemia group I protein homolog. NCBI's taxonomy places the organism in Eukaryota, Viridiplantae, Streptophyta, Magnoliopsida, Gentianales, Rubiaceae. Bases 70 to 783 code for a protein of 237 amino acids. Gene Ontology annotation, molecular function: DNA polymerase binding. The record is from RefSeq and is a predicted model, not a curated record. Gene Ontology annotation, biological process: DNA repair. The transcript is spliced from 3 exons.
CUGGUAUUGGAAGAGACUCUUUAUUGCAGAGUGGAAGCUAUUAUAAAGGUCUUGUCUAAUUUUGUAUUGAUGAACCUAAAAGAUCCUCAAGCAGAACAUUUCUUGAGAUUGUCUACAAAACUAUACAAGGAUUUAGCUCGAAUGGCAAAACUCCUUAUAGCCCCUAGAGGUUCAAAGCAAGUUUUGCCAAGCCUCAAGUAUCAGAAGCUGGUAGAGAUUACCUGCAGGCAGCUGACAGCUCCUCUCUACAAGUUUAUGGAACAGCUACAAAAGGAUCAGCAAGAGAGCUGGAACAACAAAGCAAUGGCGAGCAAAAUCAAAAGGGAAAACAAAUGCAUCCCAGAGUUGAUUUUCCAGAUAGAGGACUAUGAAAAGUAUCUCAUUCAACUCGGCAAGGCAGCCAAACUGAAUUUAUUGAGGCAGGCCAAGCGGAGUACUUCGAGGGACUUCAAGAUAUUAGACCCCAAAGACUUCGUCAGGGAAGAAGAAGAAGAAGAAGAAGGUGAUCCUACUAAUGAAACAGAAGAGAAUGAGGGCAAUGGUGCAGAGAGUGAAUCAUCUGAAGAAUCGGGCGAUGAAGAAGAAGGAGAAGAGGGAAAUGGUGGAGCAAACAAUAACGAAUUAUCCCUCGAACAUGAUGUUCCAAAGGCUGCAGCGGAUUCUGGAGCAGACGGUGAAGAUGAAGCAGGCCUUUCAAAUGGACAAAGAUCGAAGAGGAGAAGGGUCGUAGAGGAAUCAUCCUCAGACGAAGAGAUGGAGACAGGCCAAAGUUUAGCAUUUUAAGAUGGAAAUUGAACA